Messenger RNA from Zea mays, 1042 nucleotides. Its product is annotated as casein kinase 1-like protein HD16. Bases 248 to 832 code for a protein of 194 amino acids. NCBI's taxonomy places the organism in Eukaryota, Viridiplantae, Streptophyta, Magnoliopsida, Poales, Poaceae. The transcript has 6 exons. The record is from RefSeq and is a predicted model, not a curated record.
UCCAUGCCACCUUUGUUUCUUUGAAACUUCAUAGAUUUUCUUAGUGUUAUUUUCCCAAUUAUCUCCCCCUUCUUUGUUGUUGUUGAUAUGUGGCACCCAAAAUUGUACAACAUCCAAGUGGAGAGAGAAUAAUGGUCAUCAUGUUGAUUAUGAUCAACGGCCUGAUAUCUUUAGGGGAACAAUUAGAUAUGCGAGUGUCCAUGCUCAUUUGGGGCGCACUGGUAGUAGGAGGGAUGAUUUAGAGUCAAUGGCAUACACCCUUAUUUUCCUGAUAAGAGGAAGAUUACCUUGGCAAGGCUACCAGGGAGAUACCAAGAGUUUCCUUGUUUGCAAGAAGAAAAUGUCUACUUCUCCGGAGAUGCUUUGUUGUUAUUGUCCAGCUCCAUUCAAACAGUUUCUUGAGAUUGUCACAAAUAUGAAAUUUGACAAAGAGCCAAAUUAUGCCAAGCUUAUCUCUCUUUUUGAUGGUUUGAUUGAAGCACCUGCUUCGAGACAAAUCAGAAAUGAUGGGGCUCUCAAGGUUGGACAGAAACGUGGAAGAUUGGUUGCAGAUCUAGAAGAAGAUGAACAACCUAAAAAGAAGGUUAGAUUAGGGAGCCCAGCGGCUCAAUGGAUUUCAGUUUAUAAUGCGAGGUGGCCCAUCAAGCAGAGGUACCAUUACAAUGUGGCUGACUCGAGGCUAAGCCAACAUAUAGAAAAGGGCAACGAUGAUGGGCUUUACAUUAGCAGCAUGGCUUCCUCGGCAAACCUUUGGGCACUCAUCAUGGACGCAGGAACUGGUUUCUGUUCUCAGGUUUAUGAGCUCUUACUAGUUUUCCUCCACAAGGACUGAAUAAUGGAGCAGUGGGAGAAAAGCUACUACAUAACAGCAAUUGCUGGAUCAUCCAACGGGAGCUCAUUGGUUGUCAUGUCCAAAGGUCUUGAUUUGACCUUUUCUUGUCAUUGCUCAGGCUUGCAUAUUGAUCUUCCAUUUCCUCACUACUUUCCCGUUAGCAGUGCAAAAUCCUAUUGUUUCUCUUGUAUGUCAUAAAGCAAUCUCUAU